UGCUCUAAUAAUGGCUUCUUGUGACUCACCUGAUGCGUUUUCUUGGCUUCAAACUCUUCCUCCCCUCUCCCAAUGGAAAACAAAUUCAACAUCCAUGUGCAUUUGCUCUCCUAAUUCAUCACACCCAUCUUUGAACUUUUCUCUUACUCGUAUCCCUCAGUCUCCAAACUUUUUCACUUUCUCCAUAGUAGCCAACUUCAGGAAUCCUAUCUCUCUCUUUGUUUCAAAACCUUUCAGAACCAUUGGCACUAAUUCAACUAGGUUCCUCAAUGAAAGUAUCAUCUCUACCCUACUGAUGGGUUUUGUCGACGUAGUUCUCAACUAUAACGUCAAGAGAACCACUUGUGCAAUCAAAAUCCAAAAUCUAGGCUCCACUUCUAACCUCAAAGACGUGUUCAACCUCGCGUUCUUCACUUUCGUGUUCCUCAUCUGCAUCUAUGAGGCGCCCACGAGUCUACGAACAACUUGUUUGAAAACGGUGAAAGAUCAGCUGGUGACUUGUAGGUCAAGGCAGGGCUCCAAGUUGCUCAUGGUGCAACUAGGCUCGAACCUUGAAGAACAGUGGAUGAGAUCGUUAAAUCUUGCGAUAACCAACUGGAUCAUCGAGAUCAAAGCGUUUCAGCAUCUCAAAUCUCCUUCUCCUUUGUUUUCGUAUGCUUUCUCGACUCAAGGUUUGUGGAAAGUUCAUAUGUAUUGUCCUGUGGUAGCAAUGGAAAUGGAGAGCGUAAAUAGUGCUUUAAAUGACGAGAGAUUGUUCUUUUCUCUCAACUAUCAUCAACUCGAAGGUGUGAUCCAAUUCAACCACAGGAUUUACGUUCGUGAGAAGUGGUUUAACAUCGCCGUAAAUGUUGACAACGUCAGGUGCGACAUAAUAAGGCUUGUGAACGAGAAACUUCUAUCGGACCGUGGCAUGGGAACAGAGGAAAAACAUUUUCCUUCACGAAUAUCAUUGCAGCUAACACCAACGGUUCAAUCAAACAUCUUAAUGGUCUCUGUACAAAAAUCAUCAGAAAACCCAUUGACAGAAUUCGAAGUAGAGAAAGGCAUAGAAGCAGCAAUAGAGCCACCAAACACUUUCUUCGGACUCAAAGUCUCAGCCAACGAGACGACAACGAAAAGCAUGAAGCCAUGGAAGUUCGAGGAAUGGGUGCAUGGUUACAGCGCCAAUCUCACUUGGUUUCUCCAUGACCUAGACGAUGGAAGAGAAGUUUCAACCUCAAAACCAUCAAAGGUAUCGAGAAUGAACCCUCGAGCUUGGUUCAAGAACAGGUACUCAAGCGCGUUUAGACCGUUCACGAAGCAAGGAGGAGUUGUGUUUGCAGGAGAUAGCUACGGGCAAAGCGUUUUGUGGAAGGUUGAUAAAACGGCUAUUGGGAAAGUAAUGGAGUUUGAGGUUAAAGGUUGCGUUUGGUUGACUUAUUGGCCUAACAAGCAUCAUACUUUUUAUAGUGAUACUAGAAAGUUGGAAUUUAAGGAGAUGCUUUACCUCAAUCUUCCCUAGAUUUUUUAUUUUCUUUUAUUACUUUAUCCCUAAGCAAAAUAUUCCCUUAGCUUGUUGUUUUUCAU
Messenger RNA from Capsella rubella, 1566 nucleotides. RefSeq lists its product as uncharacterized. The coding region runs from base 11 to 1501 and encodes 496 amino acids. The transcript is spliced from 2 exons. The record is from RefSeq and is a predicted model, not a curated record. Lineage: Eukaryota; Viridiplantae; Streptophyta; Magnoliopsida; Brassicales; Brassicaceae.